UCAUCAGCAGAUUCGAUCUACAAUAGCACACCGCGUUGGGUUUUAGCGGAUAUAUUCUCUCUUGUCGCGGUUCAGCACAUCGGUUUGGUGUAACAGAAGUUUAUUGAUUUGCAGAGGACUGAAUUAGAGUUAAACUGGGAUGGACAAUGCCCAUACAAAGACGGUUGAGGAGGUGCUGGGAUAUUUCAGUGUCAACGAGACAACCGGACUGAGCUCUGAGCAAUUAAGGAAGAGCAGAGAAAGUUGGGGCCCCAAUGAGUUACCUGCAGAAGAAGGUAAGUCACUAUGGGAACUUGUUCUGGAGCAGUUUGAGGAUCUGCUAGUUCGGAUUCUCCUCCUUGCCGCCUGUAUUUCCUUUACUCUGGCCUGGUUUGAGGAAGGUGAAGGAACAAUCACAGCCUUCGUAGAGCCAUUUGUCAUCCUCCUCAUUCUUAUUGCCAAUGCCAUUGUAGGAGUGUGGCAGGAGCGUAAUGCAGAAAAUGCCAUUGAAGCCCUAAAACAAUAUGAACCUGAAAUGGGGAAGGUGUACAGACAGGACAGGAAGAGUGUUCAGAGGGUCAGAGCCAGGGACAUUGUGCCUGGAGACAUUGUGGAGGUGGCUGUUGGUGAUAAAGUCCCAGCAGACAUCCGACUGACCUCCAUACGCUCUACUACUCUGAGAGUGGACCAGUCCAUCCUGACGGGGGAGUCUGUAUCCGUCCUGAAACACACAGACCCAGUGCCUGACCCCCGUGCCGUUAACCAGGAUAAGAAAAACAUGCUCUUUUCUGGGACAAACAUUGCAGCAGGACGAGCGAUAGGUGUUGUAGUGGCCACAGGUGUGCAUACAGAGAUCGGGAAGAUCAGAGAUGAGAUGGCAGCCACCGAUCCAGAGAGAACCCCUCUGCAGCAGAAACUAGACCAGUUUGGAGAGCAACUCUCAAAGGUGAUCACAGUGAUCUGUGUGGCCGUUUGGGGUAUUAACAUCGGUCACUUCAGUGACCCAGUGCACGGAGGCAGCUGGCUGCGUGGAGCGGUGUACUACUUUAAGAUCGCAGUGGCUCUGGCUGUAGCCGCCAUCCCUGAGGGUCUUCCUGCUGUUAUUACCACAUGCCUGGCACUUGGCACACGUCGCAUGGCCCGCAAAAAUGCUAUAGUCCGUUCCCUCCCAUCUGUAGAGACACUUGGCUGUACCCUCCGUUAUCUGCUCUGACAAAACAGGCACUCU
Molecule: messenger RNA, 1207 nt
Organism: Cyprinus carpio (common carp)
Lineage: Eukaryota; Metazoa; Chordata; Actinopteri; Cypriniformes; Cyprinidae
Product: sarcoplasmic/endoplasmic reticulum calcium ATPase 2-like
Exons: 10
Coding region: 140-1192 (350 amino acids)
Source: RefSeq, a predicted model, not a curated record